AUUAUUGUAAUAAUGAAAUGUCAUUUCAUGAUCGUCACUGCUAGUUGCUACGCUCUAAAAGCUGAGUGUCGCUGUAAAUAAAUAAGAUUCCUCAUAGUCAUUCUUCUUCUCCUCCUCACCAACUAACUCAAUGGCUGCUCUGGAUAAGAGUGUAGAAGAGAAAUUGCCUCCAUCACUGGAUGCAGCUGCUGAGCAACCUCCACUCUUUGAUGGCGCCGCUAGGUUGUAUACAGCUUACAUAUGUCCAUUUGCACAGCGAGUCUGGAUCACCAGAAAUUAUAAGGGUUUACAAGACAAGAUCGAGCUGGUUCCUCUAGACCUUGGAGAUAGGCCUACUUGGUACCCAGAGAAAGUUUAUCCAACCAAUAAGGUGCCAGCUCUGGAUCAUAAUCAAAAAAUUAUUGGCGAGAGUCUCGAUUUGAUGAAAUAUGUAGAUGCCAACUUUGAAGGCCCUUCUCUGCUUCCUGAUGAUCCAACUAAGAAAGAGUUCGCUGAAGAGUUAUUUUCAUACAGUGACACGUUCAACAAAAUUACGUUUUCUUCAUUUAAGGGAGAUGUUGAAAAAGAAUCUGGUCCUGCUUUUGAUUAUUUGGAAAAUGCUCUUCAAAAAUAUGAUGAUGGUCCAUUCCUUCUUGGCCAAUUCAGUUUGGCGGAUAUAGUUUAUAUUCCAUUUGUUGAAAGAUUACAGAUCUUCUUAUCAGAGGCAUUCAAGCUUGAUAUUACUGCAGGCAGGCCUAAACUCGCAUCCUGGAUUGAGGAGAUGAACAAAAUUGGGGCUUACAAGCAGACCAGAACAGAUCCCAAAGAGAUUGUUGUAACGUUCAACAAACGUUAUCUGGGUCGGUAAGGACCUUUAUUUCCUGGGUUUGCAUUAAUAUUACCUACAUGCAAUGGAACAUAAGUUGGCUAAAUAAGAGAUUAUGCGUCUCCAGUGUGUAUAUUGAUGAACGAUGUAUGAUGGUUUACGGAAUGCAUUAUUAGUUCCACAUUAUAUAUAUUGAUGAAUGAUGUAUGAUGUAUGCAUUGUUAAUGCUUUGAGAGCAUGAAUAAAGAAAGAGCAAGACUGAACCGAUUAUGGGUUCAUGUACUAUUUUAUUUA
This is a messenger RNA of Mercurialis annua (annual mercury), 1099 nucleotides long. Its product is annotated as glutathione S-transferase L3-like. Gene Ontology annotation, molecular function: glutathione transferase activity. The transcript has 10 exons. Bases 131 to 847 code for a protein of 238 amino acids. The record is from RefSeq and is a predicted model, not a curated record. Lineage: Eukaryota; Viridiplantae; Streptophyta; Magnoliopsida; Malpighiales; Euphorbiaceae.